Messenger RNA from Trichomycterus rosablanca, 2745 nucleotides. RefSeq names its product ring finger protein 121 (gene rnf121). Gene Ontology annotation, cellular component: endoplasmic reticulum membrane; Golgi membrane. Gene Ontology annotation, molecular function: ubiquitin protein ligase activity; metal ion binding. The coding region runs from base 7 to 1005 and encodes 332 amino acids. Lineage: Eukaryota; Metazoa; Chordata; Actinopteri; Siluriformes; Trichomycteridae. The transcript is spliced from 10 exons. The record is from RefSeq and is a predicted model, not a curated record.
CUGAACAUGGCGGGGGUGUUUGAGGUGGAGGUGGACGGUGUAGAGCACGACCAUGGACACGAACACGAAGUUGAAGCUAUCCAGGUUGACCUGUCCCAGCUGUCACCAGAGGAGAAAUGGAGAGUGGAACAUGCAAGAAUGCACGCCAAACACAAAGGGCACGAGGCCAUGCAUGCUGAGAUGGUACUCAUCCUCAUCGUCACUCUUGUUGUUGCCCAGCUCCUCCUGGUUCAGUGGAAACAGAGACAUGCUAAAUCAUACAAUUUGGUGACCCUCUUUCAAAUGUGGGUGGUCCCACUUUACUUCACCACGAAGCUGCACUGGUGGAGGUUCUUGGUGACGUGGACCAUCUUCUCAGUGGUCACAGCCUUCAUCACCUUCCGAGCCACUCGCAAACCUCUGGACUGCACCACACCGAGGCUGGUAUACAAAUGGUUUCUCCUUCUGUACAAGAUCAGUUACACAACAGGAAUUGUGGGAUAUUCUGUUGUCAUGUUCACCCUCUUUGGCAUCAAUCUUAUAUUUAGAAUAAAGCCAGAAGACUCCAUGGAUUUUGGCGUUUCCAUGCUCUUUUAUGGCCUCUAUUAUGGAGUUCUGGGCAGAGACUUUGCUGAGAUGUGUGCAGACUUUAUGGCUUCUACAGUAGGGUAUUACAGUGCGUCAGGGAUGCCCACCAAACACCUGUCUGACAGCAUCUGUGCUGUGUGUGGCCAGCCCAUCCUGGUGAACGUGGAUGAGGAGGGAAUCAUGGAAAAUACCUACAGGCUCUCCUGCAACCAUGUAUUUCAUGAAUUUUGCAUACGCGGGUGGUGCAUUGUGGGCAAGAAGCAGACAUGCCCAUACUGCAAAGAAAAAGUGGACCUCAAGAGGAUGUUCAGUAAUCCAUGGGAGCGACCUCACGUGAUGUAUGGACAGUUACUGGACUGGCUUCGCUAUCUUGUAGCCUGGCAGCCGGUGAUUAUCGGAGUAGUACAGGGCAUCAACUAUAUCUUGGGCCUGGAGUGACCCUGCUGAACCCCUGCUGAGAGAGAGACUUUGCACUCAAUCUGCCCAGGCAGGAGUCUUUAGCCUCAAGGAUGCUCGGACUGGAACUUACCAAAAGUGUAAUGUACUGUAUAUAAGCACACCCCGUGCUUACCUGUAUUUAAAAAAAAAAAAAGAAAAAAAAAAAGAAAGAAAUUCUGGCUCUGGACGUGUUUGUAAAUGAUGUUUUUGAACAUUUGAAAUGGAAACUUUAUUUUGGGCUCAUAGUUUACUUUUUUUUUUAAUUAAUGAUUAUUGUUUUUAAUCAUAACCUGUAUCUUAACACGUAAUUUAAAUUGGCUGUAGGUUACAGAUUCAAAUGAAAUAAAUCGGCCCGUUCUUUGUCAGUCUUAGUAGUAGAAUUUAGUUUUCUAAUUAUUUAUCAUAAUUAUGGUCUGUGGUGUGUGUGCGUGUGUUAAUAAAAUCUUGGUGAGGACGAUACACUUACACACCAGCAUCUCUACAGCUCAUGUGUUGUUUUUUUGCAGACUCGCAUACACAUUUACAUGUCACUGUGGGUCUGCUUAAGUGGUGAUGAUGGCUGCUGCUGCUAUCUCAUUCUGAAAAGUUGGAAAGUUCUGAAAAGGGGUCAUCAAUCAGCCAGCAGAGGUCGUAAUUGCAUCAGUUAUGAGGUCCUGGCUCCGGCUCUCACCCUGUAUGAACAGCAGCCAAUCGUUGUUCGUCUAGCUGCCCAGCCUACCGGAUUUUUGAACUGACGAGUUCAAAAUGUCAGCUCUGGUGUGCUAGCGUGUUUUACCGCUGUGCCACCUGAGUGGCCUUAUCACACUUUAAAACCUAAAAAAUCAUAUAUGAGUUUUCCCACUUGCAUUUUGCUUCUUUUCUACUGCUGCUGACCUUCACUCCUGACCAGUGAGGGGCCGUAACUAACAAACUCCCCCCUCCUACAUGUGCAUUAGGCCAGUGGUCCCCAACCACCGGGCCGCUGACCGGUACCGGUCCGGGGGCUACUUAUUACUGGGCCGAACAAAAAGAAUGAUUAAUUAGAGAUUGCUAGAAAAGCAGUUUUCACUGCUUCUAUUUCGGUUGAUACUGUCACCCCUAGGUGGGAGCAGCGUCUCGUUGCGGCGAAAAAAGCUCAUUUUACAUCGUUUGUGAGCAAUAUUAUUAAAUCCUCUCUUCCCUGCCGGUCCGUGAAAUUAUAUCUUAUAUGAAAUACUGGAGCAGUCCCCUCCAGUAUUCCCACCCUUUAGACGAGCCAAUCACGUAUGUUCAUAAAGGCACCUGGCCUGCCGGUAGCAGAGCUAAUAUUUAAACUUGUGAGUUAGAGUGGUCAGCUCUGGUGUGCUGGUGUUUUACCACUGCCUUAUUCGGCUAGAAGGUCAUGCUUUGAUCAAAUUUCUUGUCCUUAUUUGCUGAUCGUCACACCUCAAAUAACUGCAGAAGUUAGAGAAAUGCUAUUUUAGUAUUUUUUAUUUAAAGGCAUGUAGAACAAUAUUUUCAAUAAAAAACAACAAAACCUUGCAUAUGCGUUUGGCCAGGUUUAACCAUAAUUAGGUGAGAGGUUUUAAAAGUACUUGCUCCUUGUAAGAUCUUUUUAACCAUAGAUUUAACUGAUAUUAUUUUGAAGUUAUACAGUUUUAUAAUCAUAUGACAUGACUAAACAACUUUGGUUUGUUUUCUGUCAGAAUUGUAUCAAUAUUAUUGUUAAACUAAUCUUCAGGAACUUUUUUUAAUUGAAAUGAAUAAACUUUCUGACACGUG